Molecule: messenger RNA, 1350 nt
Organism: Anoplophora glabripennis (Asian longhorned beetle)
Lineage: Eukaryota; Metazoa; Arthropoda; Insecta; Coleoptera; Cerambycidae
Product: UPF0415 protein C7orf25 homolog
Exons: 5
Coding region: 1-1269 (422 amino acids)
Source: RefSeq, a predicted model, not a curated record
AUGAUCGGCGUGUCUGAAGAACAGAAAAAUUUAAGUUUAACUGACCAAGCAGCUCAGAAAAUUUAUUUUGGUGAGAAUUUAAUUAACGCCAUUGAGGAAUUUAAAAAUAUAGAAGGUUCUCAAAAACUGUGUCGGAAAAUAAACCAAGAAUUAAAAUUUUUAAAAAAGGUACUUAAAAACAACCAGCUGAAGAAAGAACAUUUACAAUGUUCUAACCUUACUCAUUUCGCGGCUCUUAUAAAUGUACUCAAAACAGUGGAAAAUUGUAAAAGUGUUAAUAAAGUGUUCUUACUUAAUGACAAAAAAGUAACCGUUGAUAUUGUUAGUGAUGGAGGCUUAACUUGGACUAAAGUAAUAGCACGGAAUCCAAAAUCCGUUAGUCAAAUAUGUAUGGGAAAUGCCAGUUAUGGCGUGAGAAGCAUCAUUGAUCAAGCAGAAGAAUUUUCGGAAUGCGCCAAAUUCCAGCCGUGCUUAUUUCAAACUCCAAAGAUCAUAUUUAUUUUCACCAACGGCGUUAGUCACAAUAUAGCUAGUAAAUUGGAAACAUAUGGCAUCACUGUAAAAGGAACCAGAUUAGAAGAUUUAAAUGAAAUUGACGAAGAUGAUGUUGAUUUCAGUGAUACAGAUGACGAAGCUCAAGAGUACAAUACAGAUAAUCUAUCUGGUAUUACAGAAUUGUCUACCAACAAUGUAUCGAGUAUAAGUAAAGUUAACUUGGACGUGUCGGCGAUGUUAGCCUAUUGCAGUUCUGUAACGAAUGGUAGUGCCGCCAUUUACGAUUUUGAAGUCCCUGUUCUGAAACAGCAGGCUGCAUGGGAAAGGUUAAGGCCUCAGAAGCAUAUUCUAGAAGAUUUUUUUAAAGACAAGAAAUUGUAUUGUUGUCAGACAGCGAAAGAUAACUUUGAGAACAUUGUGAAGACGGUUGGAGGUCCAAAUGAAAAUGUCCGUGCCAAGGAACUACUAGAACGACUUGUGGUUCUUCCGGAUGAUGCAGACUAUAGAAGCACCUCUGAAAAUGAUCAAUUUAACGAAGUGUUUAAUAAGGUUCAAUAUACGAACGAUUCGUUGAAAGUCGGGGGAAAAAUUAGACAGAGGUCGUUAACGAUUUUUACGUUUGGUGAUAGAAUUCGGGCAGUUACUGUCUCAGCGAAUGAAGGAUUUGUAAGAGCUGCUAGGCAACAGGGUGUUAAUUUUGUGGUAUUCAUCCACGAAUCGAGAGCUUUAACAGAGCAGAAGGAGAAAACAAAAGCGAUUCCUAUUGCUAAAUAGUUAGAAGGUAUUUACAAUAUCAAGUGCCUUUUUGUUUUUUUUUUUAAAUAAUUUGAAUAAACAUGUUAUUGAAAACUAUAA